Messenger RNA from Anneissia japonica, 370 nucleotides. RefSeq lists its product as uncharacterized. Lineage: Eukaryota; Metazoa; Echinodermata; Crinoidea; Comatulida; Comatulidae. The annotation marks the transcript as partial. The record is from RefSeq and is a predicted model, not a curated record. The transcript is spliced from 3 exons.
GCCAAUCAGACGCCACGUGACCUCUAUAUAGAGAAUGAAUGUGAGAAGUAUGAUUCAAAAAAUAGAGAAAAACACAAGGAAGAAGUCUUGCAACUUCUGCAAGACUUUGGAGUUCCAGAGAUAAUUUUAACCAGAGGCAGUGAGGCUCUGAAGGUUUUUAACGAGGAAUUACAAGAAGGAAGGAUCACAGUAAACCAUGCACGAUUAAUGGUGACUGGCAAAGAGGGGGUGGGAAAGACUUGUUUGGUAAACACUCUGCUAGAAAGAACAUUUAAUGAAGAAGAACCAUCGACUGAUGGAAUAGUGUUGACCACUGCUUUUCAAACUACUAAUAUAAGUAGUGUGUGGAAAGAGGCAGAGGACAUGGACG